AUGGAAGGAAGAGGAAAGAAGAAAUCUUUAUUUGGAAAAAUAAAGCGAAUAUGUUCAAAAAAAGGUGGAAAAAAGAAAGAGAGAACAUGGGACGAGAUAGAGCAAAGGUGGGAUGAGAUGGAGCAUGAGAUGAACGAGAUGGAGCAAGAGCUGAAUGAGAUGGAACAAUCUUCAGAGCAAUCUUCGGAGAAAUCUUCAAAGCAUAUAGAGGAGGAAGAGGAGGAGAAGGAGGUAGAACCAAUACCUUCAUCUAACUCUACACAACAUUAUUAUUAUCCUCCACAAACUCAACAAGCAACUCAAGGAAAUACACAACCGUGGUACCCUUCAUACUCUUCACAAUAUAGUGGGAACCAUUCACACUUUAGUGAUGGAAAUACACAACCAUGGUACCCUUCACACUCUUCCCAAUAUAGUGGGAACCCUUCACAAUAUAGUGAUGGAAAUACACAACCAUGGAACCCCUCAUACUCCUCACAAUAUUAUGGGAACCCUUCAUACUCUUCACAAUAUAGUGAUGGAAAUACACAACCAUGGAACCCUUCAUACUCCAGUUCACUUGAUGGAAAUGCACAACAUGGAUAUACAGAGAACACCUCGUCAUAUUCUUCACACUUCAGCGGUGGAGAUACACAACCAAGUAACUCUUCCUAUUCUUCAGAGUAUCCUCAACCAAACUAUUAUCCUAAUAAUCGACAAAACAUCCAAGGGGAGAAUGAGUACGUUAGUGAUGAAAACACAGAAUGGUGUUCUAUGAUGUAA
Vicia villosa (hairy vetch) is the source of this 762-nucleotide messenger RNA. RefSeq lists its product as uncharacterized. The coding region runs from base 1 to 762 and encodes 253 amino acids. The record is from RefSeq and is a predicted model, not a curated record. The transcript has a single exon. NCBI's taxonomy places the organism in Eukaryota, Viridiplantae, Streptophyta, Magnoliopsida, Fabales, Fabaceae.